CGACUAAUAAAUAUACCCCAGGAUCCAUGAUGAUGACUAACCACUGAAAGGCAGUAUGACAUCACCAACCCUGCCUUUAAAUAAUAAUGGCAGGAUUUAUUUGCUAGUUGUUGUUACUCACACAAAUGCAAGCCGCUUCGAACACUGUAUGAUUUCACCAAAGGAACAAAAACUACUUUAGAUCGUUCAGUUAUUUGCAACCGCUGAGAAACACAAAACAAUUGUGUCCGAGUUACAGUCUGAAACAAUGUCUUUCAUCCCAGGACAACCAGUUACUGCCGUUGUGGUAAGUUUUGGAACAGGCUACUCUUCAUUCAAUAGCUACGGCAUCCAUUGUCCACGUCUAAAACCCUUCAAUCAGUGCCUAGAUGCAAACUAUAAAUAAGUAUUUAGUGCAAAAAUGUAGACUAACAUUGCUGUUCGAUAGGUUCUAAUUAAACCACCUACAGUAUCUACGUUGUACGCCUUUCUGUUGUAGCUGCUGUAGCUAGCUGGCUAACAGUUUAGGGUUAUGAAGUUAUAGGUGUAUUUCAUUUUCAUAUAUGAUGAGAAAUCUAUUCACUGAAAGUACAUUUAUUUAGUAAGCUAAUGUUACACUGUGCGGCCUUGCCAACGUGUUUUUUUCUUUAGGAGUAGCCUGUUAUCGCUACAUUAUGGAUAGCAGCUAGCAUUAUUAGCCAAGUUGUUUGCAAUGCUGCAUGCAUGAAAGUGAAGUGUUUCAGAGAAGGGCGUCACCUACCUACCCGAGACGGCUUGGGUGCAUAGCCUACUCUAUUGACACAGCCAUUGAAGUGACAUGGUCAAUACUCUGUCAUUAAUGAAAGGCCAUGCCUCUCAACACACUGUUUAUAUCUAACAUCAGCUAGAAAUAUGAGUCAUGAAGUAAUUGCCUAGUGACAAUGGGUUGAUAUUUCCAUUAAAACGGACGGUGGUCAGCCUGCAUUAUACAAUUCCAUGAGUGUUUCCAUGUUCUCAUCAUCAAGAACUUCAGAUCCACUGAAUGAUGGUUAACCAUAUUGACCACAGACUGCAGGGGUUUUAAGAACUUCUGACACUGAGGCUCCUCUUAUUCACCAUCACACAGACUCGCUUUGUGCUGUGAAGAGCACUGAGCUGGAUGUGCCAGAAUCCUCCAUCUGCUCUGAGAGGGCAGCUGUCUGAGGACCAUGGGGAUAGCUAGACUGAGAAAAGAUCUGUCUCCAGUCAGUUGGUGGCAGAGGGUUUCCCUUUCAGUCAGUCACUCAACAUAACACACUACAGGGAUAUUAUCUUUGUCCCUUCAGGGAACUAGAGUCUAUUCAUAACCCUAGUGUUCUGGACAAUUCCAUGGUAACAUAAUGAUGCUGAGAUUGAUUUUUCACUAUAAAUGAUUGGCAAACAAAAACCAAUGAUUGCAAAGUUAAACAAACCAUACAACUCUAUGCACAAUAACUACUUUUAACAAUUUCCACAAACAUUUACAAAAACACAUUUACUUGAAGAACAGUGCAGAUGCAAAGUUUGGUAACAGAAUCAUGGUUUGUGCUGUCAUUCUGUUACCAAACUUUGGUUAUCAAACUGUGGAAUUGCCCUUCUGCAUUCUUAAAGGAAGCUCAGUGCAUGAUGUGGUGGACUCAGCACAAAAUGUAACAUUCUAUGCAAGUCAUCACCUCAUUCAAAAUAUUGUGGCUAGUUAUGCUAUUGGAACUAUUGGUAGUCAUUUACCACAUUUUUAUAACAUGUUGUAAUGGUGGAAUGGGAAUACGAACAGAUACUUGAUGGUUGUUGAAGUUAUGAAUUCUUUCCUCUCCCAGCUCAACUCUCAACUUUCAUGUGCUUUACAGCAACGAAUUGAAAUCUGCAAACUCCGUCAGGGUGAACAUUUGAUCCUGGGUUUCAGCAUUGGAGGGGGAAUAGACCAAGACCCUGGUCAGAACCCCUUCUCUGAAGACAAGUCCGACAAGGUACGAGUAAAACACGUGGAAAUACUCUCCCUGUCUGUUCUCAGUGAGCUCUGCUCUGGCAAAACUCUAUUAACAUCAGCAGUAAAUUAAGGUAUCAGAGGUAGGCCUGAACACAUCAACUCUAGCCUCAGGUUGCUACUGUAGUAACACUGCAGAUCCAGAUAGCUGAUCCCAUACAAGGGCAUAGAUAGAUUACUCAAACAGUGACAUUUUAAAGUUUGGCCUAUAUCAUCAAACCAGUCUAACGAAUUGACGCUAGUUAAUACGUUUUAAAUGUAGAUGCACAGAUGUUGGACUUUCCCACGGGGGCCAGUAUGAAAAAAAAUAAAAAUGUAUGCACUCCCUAACUGUAAGUCACUCUGGAUAAGAGCGUCUGCUAAAUGACUAAAAUGUAACAAAUAUGUAUUUCACUUUUUCUGUUUAUGUUUUUCUGUGUGUCUGUGUGAUCACAGGGCAUCUAUGUGACACGGGUGACACCAGGGGGACCAGCAGAAGUUGCAGGCUUGAUGAUGGGAGACAAAGUAAUGCAGGUAUGCAAUACUUCAAAAUAUUUUUUAAACGUUAAUUGCUUCAGAAUGCACGUUUCAAACUUUUGGCCCCAAGAAACAUUUCAUUUUACCUUAUUAAUACAUUUCCACAAGGUGGCACCAUUUACUAAAUUUCACUUGGGAUGAUAUACACUACAUGACCAAAAGUGUGGAAACCUGCUCAUCGAACAUCUCAUUCCAAAAUCAUGGCCAUUAAUGUGGAGUUGGUCCCCCCUUUGCUGCUAUAACAGCCUCCACUCUUCUGGGAAGGCUUUCCACUAGAUGUUGGAACAUUGCUGUGGGGACUUGCUUCUAUUCAGCCACAAGAGCAUUAGUUAGGUCGGGCACUGAUGUUGGGCAAUUAUGCCUGGCUCGCAGUCGGCGUUCCAAUUAAUCCCAAAGUUGUUAGAUGGGGUUGAAGUCAGGGCUCUGUGCAGGCCAGUCAAGUUCUUCCACACCGAUCUUGACAAACCAUUUCUGUAUGGAUCUCGCUUUGUGCACGGGUGCAUUGUCAUGCUGAAACAGGAAAGGGCCUUCCCCAAACUGUUGCCACAAAGUUGGAAGCACAGAAUAGUCUAGAAUGUCAUUGUAUGCUGUAGCAUUAAGAUUUCCCUUCACUGGAACUAAGGAGCCUACCCCGAACCAUGAAAAACAGCCCCAGACCAUUAUUCCUCAUCCACCAAACUUUACAGUUGGCACUAUGCAUUGGAUUAGGUAGUGUUCUCCUGGCACCUGCCAAACACAGAUUCGUCUGUCGGACUGCCAGAUCUUGAAGCGGGAUUCAUCUCUCCAGAGAACGCGUUUCCACUGCUCCAGAGUCCAAUGUCGGCGAGCUUUACACCACUCCAGCCGAUGCUUGGCGUUGCACAUGGUGAUCUUAGGCUUGUGUGCGGCUGCUCGGUCAUGGAAACCCAUUUCACUAAGCUCCCGACGAACAGUUAUUGUGCUGACGUUGCUUCCAGAGGCAGUUUGGAACUCGGUAGUGAGUGAUGCAACCGAGGACAGAUGAUUUUUACACGCUACAGCACUCGGCGGUCCCGUUCUGUGAGCUUGUGUGGCCUACCACUUCGCGGCUGAGCCAUUGUUGCUCCUAGACGUUUCCACUUCACAACAGCACUUACAGUUAACCGGGGCAGCUCUAGCAGGGCAGAAAUUUGACGAACUGAUUUGUUGGAAAGGUGGCAUCCUAUGACGGUGCCACGUUGAAAGUUACUGAGCUCUUCAGUAAGGCCAUUUUACUGCCUAUGUUUGUCUAUGGAGAUGUGCUCGAUUUUUAUGCACUUGUCAGCAACGGGUGUGGCUGAAAUAGCCAAAUCUGCUAAUUUGAAGGGGUGUCCACAUACUUUUCUAUAUAUAGUGUAUAUGCCAUUUAGCAGACGCUUUUAUCCAAAGCAACUUUAGUCAUGCGUGCAUACAUUUCAUGUAUGAGUGGCCCCAGGAAAUGAACCCAUAAUCGUGACGUAACAAGCGCCAUGCUCUACCAAAGCGUGUCUGUGAUGGUGAAUAAGAGGAGCCUCAGUGUCAGUGGUCAGAAGUUCUUAAAACCCCUGCAGUCUGUGGUCAAUAUGGUUAACCAUCAUUCAGUGGAUCUGAAGUUCUUGGUGAUGAGAACAUACAAACACUCAAACUAUUCACUGUAUCCCAAUAUUCUACUUACUUUGCAUCAAUAAUAUAUAAUACAGUAAUAACAAACUAUUGUAGGAAGACUUAACAUUGUUUAUCUGUCUCAACCAGGUAAAUGGAUGGGAUAUGACCAUGGUGACACACGACCAGGCACGCAAACGGCUGACAAAGAAGAAUGAAGACAUUGUGCGGCUACUGGUGACCAGGAAAUCGCUGGAGCAGGCUGUCAGACAUUCUAUGAUGUAAUGACGCCAAACAGUAACAGCGGCUUGGUGACCUCAUUGUCUUUCGAACAGGUGGCAUCCCUCCAAUGCAACGGUUGUCCUUUAGUGCAGACGGAGUUUGCUAUCUGACGUAAGACAAUGCCAGUGACCGAGAGCAUUGUAUUCCAAAUCUUUUCUCACAUACUGUAAGGUUGGGGUGAAUUCCAUAUCAAUUCUGUCAAUUCAGGAGAUGGAAUGAAAUUGAAAAGUGCCAUUUAUUUUCAUGAAGGAUUCCAGAGUUGAUGGAGUUGAAAUGGAAUUGAUCAUGGCCGUACUCGCAUAUUCCCAAACAGGGUACACUCCAUUUAUAUAAUGUCUCUACAAUUCAUCAGUAUGGUUCUAGUUAUUGGGAUUAUUAAUGCCUUAACUAGCUGACUUGUGUAUUACUUAUUCAGUUAUUAGUACAUUUCAUUUCAGUUAAUGAUCUGUCAUGAUUUGAUUUACUCAUCAUUUUAUAUCUAUGUUUUCGAGUCGAUGUCUCUACAAGCCAAAGGAAAACAAUGCAAAGGAACUAUAGAUUGAUAAAUUGAACCAUGUCAUGUGGUGUAACUUCCACAUAUUUAGCAUGUGCCGUUUUGUAGUGGUGAUAGAGGUUGUUAUGCAAACAUACGCAUACAAAGCACAUAUGGUAAUUUCUAGCAUUUAUCUGCUACACUAAUUUGUGUGUUUUCUAUAGAGGCUUCCUGUUUAUAUGACUUAUGUUUUGAGUUUAAUAUAUGGCUUUAAUGACAAUUUAACACUGAAGUGCUUAACACCGCCUUGUGUUGUGGGAAAUUAAUGAAUAUUCAUCAGGCUUGGAUGAUAUAUUUUGGAAUCUUUAUUUUGGUGUCAUCCAUGUUGUGCAUCUACCAAAGUAACAAGCACAGCUGAACUGCAUGCUUUAUAUUUCAUUUUACAAUAUUGUAGUUCAUGUCUACCAAAUACUGUAAUAUUAAUUUGAGGAUUUUAGUUUUGUAUGUUGUGCAGGAAAACAGUUACUUCCCAAUCAUCUGCAUAUAGUUAAUCUGGUGUUGCCAUCCUUGCCUUGAAAUCAAGGCUGGGGCAUAGUCAACCUUUUAAUAAGUGCCUUCUUUAUCAGGUUCAUAUAGAGAAAGUGGCAUGUUGGAUGAUCUUAGACAGCUAGUUGCACACUGGAAUAGUUUGGACCAAGGUUGAAGGAUCUAAUGAAUUGAGAGAGAAGUUUGAUACACCACAGCCUUAAAUGAAACUCUAGUGAUUGUACCACUAAAUCUUGAUGGUGCCGAUAGUGUUUUUAUAUUCAUGCACUUUUCCAUUCCUAUAUAGUUCAAUGAUAUGUGAAUUUUAUCACUGCCUCAGCCAUGCAAUACACAGCAAUACAUCACUGAUUUAAUCCAAUCUUCUUAGUUCCUAUUAAUAUGGAUAAAAAAUAAGUAAAGUGAAGUCGUAAUGCAGAUUCCAAUGGUACCUAAUAUACAUACACGUUGUAGUAUGUUCUACUAAUUUAGUAUUUGGUAUGGCUUUGUUUUUGUUAGCAUUUAUUUUAUAGGGAGAUUAUCAUUAUAUGUCAUUGGCAGAGUGACACAUCUAACUCCACACCCAACUUUUUAAAGAAUAAACACUUCAAAAGACUGCCAAACCUUUUGAUAAAUGUAGUCUUGCAUGAAUGUUUUCUAUGAAGUCGAUUUUUAUCUACAUGUCGAUUGUUAAAAUAUCUUAUUUUAUUUGUUCUCCAUAAGUACUCCCGAGUAUAUGAGGAAAACCUUUGAUUUUACUAUUUGGGCAUAUGAUUGUAUACUGUACACUUUUCAAAUGUCUUUAACAUAAAUC
Messenger RNA from Coregonus sp. 'balchen', 6144 nucleotides. The record is from the annotation of a GenBank genome assembly. NCBI's taxonomy places the organism in Eukaryota, Metazoa, Chordata, Actinopteri, Salmoniformes, Salmonidae.